Sparassis crispa is the source of this 504-nucleotide messenger RNA. RefSeq lists its product as hypothetical. Bases 1 to 504 code for a protein of 167 amino acids. Gene Ontology annotation, cellular component: negative cofactor 2 complex; nucleus. Gene Ontology annotation, molecular function: transcription coactivator activity; transcription corepressor activity; core promoter sequence-specific DNA binding. Lineage: Eukaryota; Fungi; Basidiomycota; Agaricomycetes; Polyporales; Sparassidaceae. The record is from RefSeq and is a predicted model, not a curated record. The transcript is spliced from 4 exons. Gene Ontology annotation, biological process: negative regulation of transcription by RNA polymerase II; transcription by RNA polymerase II; positive regulation of transcription by RNA polymerase II.
AUGAAGAACAGAAACAAAUCCACCAAAUUCCCCGUCGCGCGCAUCAAGCGCAUCAUGCAGAAGGACGAGGAAGUGGGCAAGGUCGCGCAGGCGACGCCCAUCGUCAUAUCGAAGGCGCUCGAGCUCUUCCUCGGGAUGAUCAUCGAGGAAGCGAGCAAGGUCACCGCCGAGCGCGGCUCGAAGAAGGUCGAGGCCUACCAUCUGAAACACGCGAUCGACACCGUCGAGAUGCUCGACUUCCUCAAGGAGCUCGUCGAAGCCGUGCCCGACCCGUCCGCAGGCGGGACGAUCUCACUCGAUCUCGAGGGCGACGGCCGCAAGAAGCGCUCCAAGGGUAAGGGCAAGGCCGCCGCAGCCCUGGGUGAACCGUCCAACGGCGCGGGCGCGGGCACGAGGCGACGGCGGAAAGGCAAGGAGAGGGAGGAGCGCGAGCCGGAGGAGCGGGACGUGCCGGAGGAGGAAGAGCGCGAGGAGCGCGAGGACGAGGACGGGCAGGCGGGGUGA